AUGGCCGACGUAGAGAAAAGCCUCAAACAGCUGGUCAUAGAGGCCAAUCUGAGGCUGGUCGGCCUUCUAGCACCUCACCAGGAUGUGAGGGAAUUUACCGCGGGGAGUGCCACCAACACUGAAGUCCCCGAGCAACAACAAGACGUGUCACAACCUCCAACAAGGAGGGCAACAUGGGUGACUAUCAAUGAACUAACUAGCACCCCGCGACCUGCUGCUGCACCGACCCCUCCAAGGAAGGGCAAGAAGAAGGCCUUCAAGCCUAUUCUUGAGUCAUCGGACAAGAACGCUUUUGACGUGUACGCCAAAUCGGCGAACAAGAAAAAAUCUCACAAGCACCAGUCUAGGGAAGGCUACAGCAAUCCCUCCACGAAGAAGUCUCGAACAGAAGACCCUCCUGUGCCUACUCCCACAAAGGAGACAACUCCUCCACCAGCUCCUGCCAGAGAUGCAACUCCGCCAUUUCCAGUAAAUCCAGAUCCCCCAUCUCCGGUUGGACAGACUCCUCCACCAGCUCCAGCCGACCUUACGCCUCUAGCUUCCACCGUCCAGCAGCCGGCUGGCUGCCGAGAAGAAGCCUCAGGAGAUGACCUCACGGGCGUGGGAGUUCUUACCAUGACUUCUGGCUGGCAAAGCUCGAGGACGCUGACCGCUCAAUUCAAGAAAAAACUCAGCGAUCAGCUUAGUGCUGCUAAGGCCCAAUACGCUGAGCAACUCAAGGCAAACGAAGCUACUCAUGCCGAGCAGAUGAAGGAAGUUAAGGUGAAGCAUACUGAGGCUCUCAAGGAAGCCGAGGCGAAGCACAUCAAGGCACUGCAAGUGACCGAGGCCAAACUCGCUUCUCUCGAAGAGGAGUUGAAGAAGAAGGAGGCGAGCAUUGCCAAGAUCACUGCUUCUAAGGAGCAGUACAAGGAGACUUCACUCAUAAAAUAUCGGGAAGCCCAGAAGCUUCAAGUUGAGCUGGAGAUAAGCCGCAAAUAA
Molecule: messenger RNA, 981 nt
Organism: Humulus lupulus (European hop)
Lineage: Eukaryota; Viridiplantae; Streptophyta; Magnoliopsida; Rosales; Cannabaceae
Exons: 3
Coding region: 1-981 (326 amino acids)
Source: RefSeq, a predicted model, not a curated record